AGGUUAGCCAUAAAGGUUUCAGAGAGUGACAGAGUGUCAGAAGUGGUUGCAAGGAUGGGACACAUUUUGCUCUGUGCGCUGUGUUUUUACUUGACAAACUCUCUCCUCAAGUAUGGCCAUGCUGAAGGGCAAACACAUAACGUCACCUUGAGAGCUGAAAACAGAAACAUCCCAGAAGGAGGACACGUGGAACUGACCUGCUUCGUGGACUCUGGUGACCCCUCUGCCUGGACGUACGAGUGGCUCAGAAGAUCAAAAGGCUCUUCUGAAGUUACUGUCUUGAGAAAUGAACUAAACACAACACUCAGUGUUAAAAAAGGAGGUGACUAUGGGUGCAGAGCGGGUAAAGGGGACUUGAGGACAAAGGACAGCGAAUUUGUCACCGUUUACAACCUAGUUUCCGACAAUGCUGUUGUGACUCUCGAGCCCGACUGGACCAUGAUAUUUACGGGUGAGGCGAAAACUCUCAGGUGUAAGAUCCAGGGAGAUGAAAACAAUGAGUGGGAGUAUGAAUGGAAGACCCCUACAGUGAGGACAUCAUCAACCUCUAAUAAGUACAAGAUUAGGAAUGUUGAUGCUUCCGACAUUGGAGACUACAGAUGUAGAGGUAGACACAGAGACUUUUAUUCUGCAACAGAGUGGAGCGAGACCAUCACCCUGACAUUUUACAAACGCAAACCCAAACUCAUCGUGUCCCCAUCUUGGCUGAGCCCUGGAGAUUCAGUAAAUCUCAGUUGUGAAGUUGAAGAUCCAUCCUCAGGAUGGAGGUUCUACUGGUACAAAGCCAUCCCAAAACUAUCAGAUGAUUCCUACAGCUAUGAGCUUCUCCCUGGUAGCAGCAGCGGGACUAAGCAGAAAUCCUACACUCAUCAUGGGCAGAGAUAUACAGCAGGAUAUGUGUGCCGAGCUGGAAGGGGAGACCCAGUACAUUACACUCGAUACAGUGAUGUAAAGUUUGUCUGGUCUGGAGAUUUUCAGUCAGGUUUUCUCUCAGUGAGCUCUGACCGGGUACAACACUUCACCUCAGACUCCAUCACGCUGAGCUGUGAGGGGAACUCUGCUGAGUGGAGAGUGAGAAGCUUCAAGGAGAACCAGUAUUGGUCUGAACUCCCUGAAUGUGAGUUGAUGACUGGAGCCACAUGUGAAAUCCCCAAGCUACAGGAGGGGGACACAGUGCACUGGUGUGAGUCUGGAUCUGGAGAGUUCAGCAAUGCAAUCAACAUCUCUGCAUACAGGAAAAAUGUGAUCCUGGUGAGUCCUGUCCAUCCUGUCUCCGUGGGAGAGUCUUUAACUCUGAGCUGCAAGUUGAAAACUGGAAAAUUAGAUUGCACUGCAAUUUUCUAUCGAAAUGACCAAACCAUCGGGAGUGAUGCUGAAGGGAAGUUUCACAUCUCUACGGUGUCAAAGUCAGAUGAAGGAUUUUACAAGUGUAAAUGUGGGAGAAUGAACUCACCAGAGAGCUGGGUAGCAGUGAAAUCAGCAGGAUCUUCAUCUCUUGUACUCGGCCUUACUGGUCUCUUGGUUGGAAUAGUAGUUAUUGUGCUCCUGCUUCUGCUGAUUUAUUACAUAAAAUACAAAGAUCCGCACUGUUACUGGAUGGUCCCAUGUCUUCACUCCAAUCAAGGUUCAGCUGCAGAUCCAACUCUCAACCAAGAAGAAACUCAACAGCACAUAUACUGCACUCUUUCUCAUGCCAACACUUCUAUCUAUGAAUCCAUUGACAAAAAAAACACAGCAGAUGGUGAGGCCGAGCAUGAAUACGGUAAUGUUGCACAUUCUUCAGUUCAGCUGGAAAGCCUCCACAGAUCCAUUCAAAUGGAUAACUCUGAAGAUUAUAUUAAUUCAAAGUGGACCGCAGGUACAGCCGAGGAUUGAUUCACUUUAGAAACUUUGUUUAUGUCAUUUAUUUAUUGUCUUCAGUAAGAUUUCCUUAAGACAAAAAUCCUACACCUUCAGUGUUUCAGCCACUUUUUAUUCUGUAAACAAACAGCUGAAACACAAAAAUAGCUUUCAGUUUUUUGGCUGAAAUUGUUGUCAUGUAAAUAUGGCCUUCAUUUUUACAUUGCUUUUAUAUUUUUUUAUAUUUUUUUCCUUUGUAUAUGAAGAGCAGUGAAUCAUCAGCAAAGCAAAAUAUAUUUUAGACUUUUCUUAAUGUCCAUGGAGAGAGAAGCAUCAUCAACAGAACAACAUUCAAAGAUCAUUAAAGCUUUCUGAUCAUGAUAAUUGUCUUUAUUAACAAAUCAUUGCAAGGGUUAGCUGUUGUACAUGGAUGUGUUUUGUUUCUCCUGUUUAACAAAGCUGGUUAAUGCUGGAGAAACGAAUUCUGAAUGUGUCAGACAAAGCCACUUCUGCAGAAUUGUUUCCAUCUAUUAACGUCUGACUUACAUUUCUAUUAAGAUUUAUGCACCUUACAUUUUCUUAGUGUGUUUGUAACUGUAAUGUAUUCAGCUUAUUUUUGAUUUGUUUAUGGUGUGAAAAAGAUGCUGUCGUAUACUGUUUAUACUGUAAUGUGAGGUAAUGAUAAAAUCUCCUUUUCUGUCUUUAUCUCUGCAUUUCAUCUUUCUUGCAACACAUUAAGUAGGUGUGAAAAGAAGUGACAUUUUCUUAUUUGACACAAACAUGUGUUACUAUGUUUUUUUUUUUCUUUUUUUAAGGAUGGUUGCAAAAAGUUUUAUAGUAAAAUCUUUUCCAUCACUUUAACACUAUGUUCUGAACCUUGCUUAUUUUAUCUAAAGAGGU
This is a messenger RNA of Cheilinus undulatus (humphead wrasse), 2739 nucleotides long. RefSeq lists its product as uncharacterized. The transcript is spliced from 13 exons. The coding region runs from base 55 to 1875 and encodes 606 amino acids. The record is from RefSeq and is a predicted model, not a curated record. Gene Ontology annotation, molecular function: transmembrane signaling receptor activity. NCBI's taxonomy places the organism in Eukaryota, Metazoa, Chordata, Actinopteri, Labriformes, Labridae. Gene Ontology annotation, biological process: cell surface receptor signaling pathway.